Molecule: messenger RNA, 807 nt
Organism: Haliotis rubra (blacklip abalone)
Lineage: Eukaryota; Metazoa; Mollusca; Gastropoda; Lepetellida; Haliotidae
Product: acid-sensing ion channel 5-like
Exons: 6
Coding region: 1-807 (268 amino acids)
Biological process (GO): sodium ion transport
Cellular component (GO): membrane
Molecular function (GO): sodium channel activity
Source: RefSeq, a predicted model, not a curated record
AUGGCGUCGAGCAAAUGGGACAAGGUGGGCUGCCAGGAUGUUGUCCCGGUAGUACUGACCUGUGACACGCCCAGCAACAACAUCUACAGAUACCCAGUGAUAACUAACACGAAGGUGGAAGUCCUCGAGGAGCUGCCUUUUCCUGCCGUCACCUUCUGCAAUCUGAGUCCGGUUAAUCUAACCAAGAUUAAAGCAGUCGAUCCUUAUCUGGAGGAGUAUUUCACAAAGACCAGCAUUUGUUCGAUGAAUGGUGUUGGAUACCCAUGUAUCGCUGCAAUGAAACCACGUUUCACUCAUAUGGGUCAUUGUGCCACCUUCAACUGGAAUGCUUCUGAUGUUGCUAAAGUUCGACUUACUGGAUCAGACUACAGUCUCAUCAUGAAUGCCAAUAUUGACCAGGCUAACUAUGUUCUUGGGGCCGAAUUGGCUGCUGGGAUGAAGGUAAUUGUACACGACCCUCGUGUACACCCAGAUCUUGCGACAUCGUCCUUCCUGGCAGCUCCAGGAACAUCAACAUACGCUUCUGUUCGCAGAUCAACGUACGAGUACCUGCCACCACCUUAUCAGGCCUUCAAGAGCCGGACAUGCGUGGAUACUUUGUCACCCUCAUUUCACAACACGCUGCAAUUUUUCGACACCUACACAUAUGAAAAUUGUCUCCAGGAAUGCAUCACAACGUUAAGUCACGACCGUUGUGGUUGCAUUCAGCCAGCAGAUAACGCAAGUAUUGGACACAUUUGUUCCCUCUACCACUUCACAACCUGCUACGUUCCAACAUAUAGUGAGUUCAGUCUGCUGCUAUGUUAA